UGUAGCAAAUAAAGUGAAAAACUUGCAGAAUUAUGUACGAAAUAAUAAUUAUAAAACAGUAAAAAUGUUCCUUUGCCUUAAGUUAGAUUAAUAUAAUGGUUAUUAUUCCUUUUAAAAAUACAAAAAUACAGUGAUUAUGCUUAAUUUGCAGGCAAAAUAAUUCGUUAUCUGUUGCAGUAAUUUGUGUUAAAUGAAAAGUGUAUAUAGUAUAUAGAAAUGGACGAGAGGCGUGUAGCAGAGUACUUCGUCGUAGCCGGGCUGCCAGAGGUGCCCGAAGUUCUCGAUGAUUCUGACUCAGGCCAUCUGAAAGGAUACAGUACAAAGGCGCCCAUCACUGAUAUAAGUGUAAUAUUCCCCGGCUUAGGGGAAAGAGUUCCAGAUGGGUACGAAAUGUUGGAGCUGACGCCUACCGGACUGCCUGCGAACUUGAAUCAUGGAUCGAUGCGGUCGCCGGAAUGCUACCUGUGCAUUCGAAGAGGAAGGGAUCGACCUCCGUUAGUGGAUUUAGGCGUAAUGUACGAAGGCAGAGAACGUUUAAUGGCGGACGCGGAAAUGGUCCUGCUAUCUGUGGGCGACCGUCUCGCCAACGUGAACAAUUCCACCGCUAAGUCGUUCAUAACGUAUAGACGGGCGCAUCCAACGGCGCCGUGCAACGCAUUGGUCGUGGUAGACGUGUGUGUGAUAGUUACGAGUCGGGGAGAGACGCAGCCGCAUGCCUUCUGUAUGAUCGGGAAGAAUCUGAAUAAAGGUUUAAUAGGGAGCGAUGUGUUCCUCUGUUACAAAAAGUCAAUGAACCGUCCGCCGCUAAUAGCUUACAAACCAGAAGUACUAUUUAGGUAUCCCACUACAGAGCGCCGUAGUUUAGCGUUUCCAACGUCAGUGCCUCUAUUUUGCUUACCUAUGGGGGCGACAUUGGAACUGUGGCCAAACAAUGCCGCCUCGCCGAAGCCUGUGUUCUCUACAUUUGUCCUGACUGUUGCCGAUGCUACUGAUAAGGUAUACGGAUCGGCUGUAACGUUCUACGAAAGCUAUCCUCAUACGCCACUCAACGAGUCACAAAUGGAGCAACUGGGUUGGCGAGCCGGCGUAUCACACAGUACGCACUCGUUACACGCGAACAAAUGUAUUUGUUUAUUAUCAAGGUGGCCUUUUAGCGAUACUUUUGAACGGUGGCUCUUGUAUAUUUUGGAAAUGUCAUGGAGCAAAGAACCUUUAAGUAUACCUAUCGAGCGAUAUAUAACGCAUUUGUUAGAAGAAGUGCCAUUUCCCGACCCGAGAAUAUUAUUACAGUUAUCGCCAACCAAUGCGCACGGACGCGUCAUAGUGACGCGGCGCGACGACCAGCCGUUAGUACGCAGUGGGGCGGGCUUUAGACAGUUACUGUUGAACCUUGGACCAGAGAACUGUUUACUGUUACUAGCCUUAGCGAUCACUGAACAGAAAAUACUUAUACAUUCACUCAGGCCAGACACAUUGACGGCUGUCUCCGAGGCAGUUUCUAGUUUAUUAUUUCCAUUCAAAUGGCAAUGUCCGUACAUACCUCUAUGUCCUUUAGGUCUUGCGGAAGUACUACACGCGCCUUUACCGUAUUUAAUAGGCGUGGACUCUAGGUUCUUUGACUUGUACGAACCGCCGCCGGACGUGACGUGUGUCGAUUUAGAUACCAACAACAUUACAAUAUGCGAAUCACAGAGGCAUAUAUCAAUAAAGCUGUUGCCUAAGAGACAAGUGCGGCUAUUAAGACAAACAUUGGAACAAUUAUUUGCCAACAUACGACCUGGUAUGUUAGCAUCUCCUGUGCAUUCUUCACAUGACAACAAAUAUAACGGCGAACCUACAACCAGUUUAGAUAGGGAUUUCCAGAAAAGGAAAAAGGAGCAAGCGCUAGAACUGAAAAUCCAAGAAGCAUUCUUGAGAUUUAUGGCUCAGACUCUACAAGGUUACCGGAGUUACCUUAUACCAAUAACAAAAGCUCCUACAGUUGGCACUACAGAUCCACACGCGUUGUUUCACAUGGACGCGUUUCUUCGCUCUAGAGCCGAUAAGACCGAACAACGCUUCUUCACACUAAUAAUGCGAACGCAAAUGUUUACGCGUUUCAUAGAAGAACGCUCGUUCGUCUGCGACAAUGACCAGGGCCUUACCUUUUUUGACGAGUGCAUAGAACGAGUGGCGAGCAAAGAUGCGAGUGCGUAUGAGCCGUUACUUGGAUUGGACAAUUCUAACACGUCGGAACGCACCGUGUUCGUACCACCACCUGAUCCGGAUCCGGACGAAAAAUACACGUACGAAAAGUUCAUUUUAGACGAAGGCCUAGUUGACCGGUGUCGACAAAGUACGCGAGGAGGCGCGCUUCAAGCUUUGCCAGCUACUGCUCUUGCCUCGGCCGAAUCUUUAGCCGACGCUUCACCUAUGGCGAGACGUACUAAAAACGAGAUUUCUGCGGCGCAAAGACUCGCACGUAAAGCAAGCUUAUUACCGGAAGAGUGGGCUAAAUGCCUUCUGGGUGCUUGCUACUCGCUAUACUUCCUGGCGCUACCGUGCCGCCUGCUGCUGUGUCGAGGAAGGGAACAUGCCACCCUCAGAGAUGCCUUCGAGUUGUUGGAGCGUGCUACUAAACUUCGCGUGCCUUGUGACGAGGUGUGCUAUAGAGUAAUGAUGCAACUCUGCGGCAUACACUCGCUGCCAGUGUUGGCAGUACAGCUUCUGUUCCUCAUGAAACGCGCUGGAUUGCAACCCAACGCUCUCACGUACGGCUACUAUAACCGAUGUGUGCUAGAAGCUGAUUGGCCGAAGGAUAUGUCCAGUGGAUCGCAAUUGCUAUGGAAUAAGCUACGGAUUGCAGUAAUGGGCGCGGCGCUGUUCCGAAAAGCUGGCGCGCAAAGGGCCGUACGGUCCGCCGGAACUACAGGCAGUACUGGCACACUCCCCCGUGUGCGUACGGUAGGAGGUGAAGGUGCGGAUUUAGCGGCGUUGGCUCUCGUUGAACCUGCACGGAGCAGAUCUAGUUUAGACUCCUCUUGUGAAGGAACGAGCGCUAGUGCGAGCGCAUUUGAGGCACUGUGCCGUCGCGGGAACAUCGUGCGGGCUAACACAACUCAUCCGCGUGCGCAUAAACUCUCACACGCUGCUGGAAUACUUAUUUCAGGUUUACCAUCAAACCCUGAUCUCACUGGAACAUCUCGACCAAGAAGUAAUUCGUUGGGGAGCGAAGAACCUGAACCCAUAACGAUUGCAGAAAAGAGACAGACAAUCCACGUGAGUCCAGAAAGUCCGUCCGAUCUCCGAAUUUUAACGCGAUCGAAGAGUUUUGCUGGCGAUGCACAGAUCGUACAAAACUUGCAAAGGCUAUCGUUUUCCAGUGGGACUUCAAACGCUAAGACUCGAUGCUCGAGGACACUCAGUUUUCCCGAGGAGCCAGAAAAGGAAGCAGCAGCUAUGGAAAACUUCGAUCCAACCUCAAAAUCGUCACCUCUGAAGUUGUCGCCCCGAACGCCAGUUCUAGCUGACGAUCCUCUCGGAGCUCUUAGUCUAGUUGAGCCUCAGGAAGAAUCGAAGCCCCCCGAACAAGAUGAACCUCUGCUCCCCAAACACGAGCUGAGCGUCAGCCCGAAACUAUUCCAUCGAAGGAGCAACUCUUUCCAGGAUGAACCAACUGAGGAACAGCCCGGGAAACUUCAUAGAAGCGAGACGGCACCAGCGACCGUCUCAUCCAGCCUUGCCAGCCUCGGAAACACGCUCAAGAUCAGCUUCGGACGCUAUUCGCCCGGCAGACUGUCGUUUCGCAAGGAAAACAUGAAAAUCGGAAAAGCGAUGAUCGAGAACUACUUCAGCCCUUCAAGCAUAGCCGGCAAGAAGUCGAACGAACUCCUACAAAGUGGUCUAAGCAGCCUCAAGUCUGCAGCAACUAGUAUGGUGAAGAAGUUUGAUGAAAUGAAAGAGGUUAUAUCUGCGAACUCUACGCCAGUCAAAGGAGCGAUUGGAAACGCUACGAGUGCCUUAACCAGCUUCAUGACUGAAGAUGAAACCUGUGAAGCUUCGUCGGAGUAUAAUCCAGAUGAUUGGUCAACCGGUACUGGCUUUAGACGCGCGUCUAGUGACGCUGAAUUAGCGUCAUCCACGGAGCGCGGAUCACUCUCGACUCUGUGGUCGCAUCUUCCGGAUAAUCUCUACCCAGCGCUGAAUGGGAACGUGAAAGCCGAGAACUUAUCCGUCGAUGUGCACAUUACUUCCUGCUCGCAAUGUCACCAGUGUCUCGCAUAUUUGUACGACGAAGACAUAAUGGCAGGCUGGGCGGCUGAUGACUCGAACCUUAACACCAGGUGUACGGCUUGCGGAAGACACACCGUACCCUUGCUGUCUGUACAGGUAAUACAAACGGGUCAAACACAAGCUGAUACCAAAAGCGUGCCUUAUUUAAAUCCUCUCGUUCUCAGAAAAGAAUUCGAAUCUAUUUUAGGUAGGGAAGGCGACUCUUGUCUAGCGGACCCGGAAUUCGUGGAGUCGCAUCCUAUUGUAUAUUGGAACUUGGUUUGGUUCCUCGAGCGCGCGAACAUUGAUAACCAUCUGCCUGAUUUAUUGAGCCCCAACUACUCAGCCAAGUACCAGAGUUUGGAUCAACUGCCGGAUAUGGACAAACCUACUGGCGUCCGUGUAGUGUGUGAGUGGGAGAGCGCUAGGCCCGCAGAAGGUGAAGCGCAAGCAUUGUAUAGAGCUUGGCGCGGAAGUAGACAACAACCACGAUCGCGGCAAUUGCGGGCGUUGCUGCUAACUGACCACGAUUGUAAUGCGCAUCAAUCGGUGGUAGCGGCUGUAUUGGACGGACUUCUAAGCAACGAUCUAUCCGACGCAAUACGCAGACUGGCUGCGUGGCGAGAGUCCACAUGUGGAAACAAGCGUUACUAUUCUUACUACAGAGACAUACUAUUCCUAGCGAUGGCAGCUCUCGGCGAACAGAACAUCGACUUCCUGGCGCUCCAACGCGAAUAUACGCGCGCGCUCGACCAACUUGGCACUGAGACACGGCCGCAAGACUUGCCUCCUUCAACAACCGCGGCCUGCUGUAGACACUACUUCAAAAGAUUGCGAUUAACUAUACAUGAAAUGUGAUCUAAACUUGAUAUACUUUUUAAUUCUGGAGAAGCAGAUUGGAUUAGCACAUGUACUGUAACGCAAUAAAUGCGUGCCAUUCGCAUUACAGCUUGCUUAAUUUGACCAAACAGUAUGAACUUAGUGUAGGUACUUUAUAUUCAUAUCUAGGAGUUCUGUUACACCUGAAGUCACUGAACAUAAAAGAUCAACAGAACGGAUGUCUGAAGAACGAAAUGUGUAUGCAAAAGACGAUUCGAUUACCACACGUCCUGGUUACGCAAUAUAUGGGUGCCUAUUCCAAUACAGCUUGCUUGCUUCUGAACAAUAUCAUCUUAGCGUACUUUAUAUACUUAUUUAAGAAUAGCGUGUUCCGUACACCCUGCAGUCACGAAACAAAAACGAUCAACAGCAAAAGGCCGUCAAAUAAUGAAAAGUUCUUGUAGAAGUUUUGAAAAAAAAAAAUUACUUUAUGUUUAUGAACAUGAAAAAUGAUAUAUAUAAUUCUUUUCUCUCUUUCGUUUCGCAUUCUGUUACACCUGGUGAAACAAAAGUUAAAAGGUAAAUGACUGACAGUGAAUAGAAUAUAUAUGUCAAAACCGGUUGGAUCACCAUAUUAUGUAACUCGUAAGCAUUAUCACUGUAUAAAUUUCCUUGAAUUUAGUACAUAUGCCGGUUCUAAUUAAGAGUUAUAUUUCGUGAAAGGUUAAAGGUUAAGUUAACUAAGAAGUAGAAAAUAAAUAUUUGUCAAACGUGCGACAACCGUCCAUUACGUUCUAAGCAGGCAAAAUACUAAGGGCUGAUCGUCUAUGCUAUUGACAUUUUACUAUGCUUUGUCAUACUUAAUAUGAUAAUAAUAGCAACGCCCAUAAUUUUUCGUAUUUUCCUCCGUGAUAUAUACAACAGAUAAUGUCGUACUCGAUUGUGCUACAAUAAUCGAUUUUGAAAUCAAUUAAAUCAAAAAUAAUAUAACCGAAAAAUAAAUACUUCUUUUAUAAUCAUAUUAAUUAAUUACUAAUUUAGUAGAAAAAAAAUAUUAUUUUGUCUUAUAAUGCAUAACCAUCCGACUAUCGAUUACAAGUUUUGUGAAUAUAUUAUCGUUAAUCGAAUAGGUUAAUUAACAAAUAUACACUAUGCGCAUUGUCAAAAUUAUCACCCCUUUGACAAAUCAUAGGCACUAAAUGCAAUUUCCUAUAUUAUAUAUCAUAUUCUUCAUACAAGGACUGUCAUAAUUUAAUUAAUAGGAUUUUUUUUAAUUCUAAAGGAUUUAGUGAGUGUGACUAUCUUCACACAGAAAUAUUGACACAGAAUAAAAGCUCUGAGGUAAUAAUAUAAUGUCCUGUUACUUUUCUACUAGAUACUUCAACGAAUAAUACUAUAUUAUAGUUUCGGCACCCGUCCUGUAUCGGGAACAUUGAGAACAUUUUAAUUCUUUAAGAAUAAAAUUUACAGCCGGUGAGGUGCAUCCUAUUUCGCCUAAAACUUAGGAUUCUAGAUAGAAACUAAGACUUGAAUAAAGUUGUGAUUUUAUGGAUGUAUUAUGGUCUAGCUUAUAGGAAAUUUUGCCCCAAUAUGUAUCUACGAUUUAGGAGAAUAAUAAUAAUCGGUAACUCACAUUGGAGGUACGUACCAUGCUGGAUCGAAGCUCUGUUAUCCUGUCCCUUAUGAGAGAAAACCUGUGUCCCGCCUUGAGGAUUCAGAUGAAGAAAGGCAUGUUUAUUCAUAUAAAAAAAUAUAUUAUAGUAUGUAGAAACCUUAUGUUUCAAAAUGCAUACUAUCAGCGUGUGAGAUAUUCUUCCUAUCUAACUACGAUAUGUGUGAAAUUUAACAGCGCCAUCUAGUGACAACUGUCAAUUUAGUAUUGUCAUUUCACGCGAGCUUAGACAUGACGUAUGUAGAAGAUCUCACACUAAGCACUCUGUAAGUAUUACAACAAUUAAAUAAUUGCUGACAGAAGUUCGAAGCAAUGAAUUAGAUCAAAACAAAAUAAAAAAUGUACAUAAUAUUAUUGUGGUGGGUUUAUUUUUAGCGCGUACAACGUAUCCGAUAUGCAUGUAUCGAGGGUGCUAAUGCGAAACAGACUGACUUUUUAGUCGCUAUCCUAAUUUAAUUUCUUUGGAUCUUUGGUGAAAAUAUUAAAAUAGUGUAUUUUUUAUUUUGUCUCGAAAUAAAAUUACAUUUGCAGACACAAAGUAUCUUGCGCGCGGCAAGAUACUUAGUGCUGUUGACCACAGUGACACGUGCUGACGAUCACAGUGUAGUAAAUAAAUAUUUAUCUGUAAAAACUUGAUCUUGACUAGAUUGAAUAUGAAUGUCUUAAAUAAAUUUGGACAGUGGCUAAAUAUCCUUGCUGUACGAUGAAUUGUAACAUUAAAUUGAUUGUACAUAUUUUAGUGUAUAAAUAAGAUUUUAAUAAAUAGCGAUCCGAAGCCGGACUUAGUCUGAGCUAAAUGGGUUGAGUAUGAAGGACUGCAAAUCUUUCACUUGACAAGGAAUGACAGGGGAUACACUUUUCAGAAAAGUUUUUUUUUUAAGUGAGUUUCCUUUUAACAUGUAACAUGGAAUUGGGGUCCUGAAGGAUUAUUCUUGUUUGACAUUGAAAAAUUUAUUGUACCCAUAGAUUGCUUUGGUAGACUGAUUUGCAGUUACUUAUCAAAACCUAUUUACAAUGUGUUUUGUGUUAUAUAUUUCGAGAGCGUACAGAUUUUGAUUAAGUCACGGUUUGAUUUUCAUUGCACACAAUGUAUUUAGCCAUUCCAAAAUUGCACUUAGCUUUGUUAAGAAAUUCUUAUAUCAUUAUGAACAAAAGUAGAAGAAAUUAAUAGUAUGGUCAUAUUUUUCCAUUUUGCAAAUUUAUUUAAACCAUAUUUAUAUACAGGUUGCUUUAAUAAUGGAAAUUAAAUCUUAUAUCUGUAGAUUUAUUUCAAGCUACGGGACAAAAAUAUGUUUCGAUUUCCUUUUUUUUCCCAAGGACCGUUAUGCUCUUCACAGUGUAUCGCAUACAUAAGUAAAUCCUGCAUUAUUAAUCCCAUAUCCAUGUUUAUCUUAAAUCUGUCGUAAUUACAUACCAGUGUUACGUUCAUUAUAAAGUACGUAGCUUGACGCCAUGUUUCCUUAGUCAAAGUUUUUCCUUACUGAUUCUUCAUAAAAACAUAUUCUAUAUUCUAAUAGAUAUAAGUUAUAUUGCAGCCUGUGUCAUGGACACUACAGUCACUAUAUUAACUGGAAGGUCUGUAGCAGAAACGACAUUUGCAGAAAACUGCCUUGUUGGUCUAGGUGUUAUCUUCGACGGUCAGACGAAAUUUAGGUAUUGUGUAUUGUACAAGCCCGGUGUGACAAAAUGUUGUUAUGUUGUCUGCUACCCGUCACUCGGCGGAUACGGAUCGGCGAUUUAGCCAUCGGUCCAAGUUAAUAUCACUAAAAUUUGAUAAUAAUCGUUAAAGCCCACCAACCCGCAUUACAUCAGUGGGGUGGGCUGUUCUUAACCCCCAACCAGCUCUUAAUUCCAGCUUAGAUAGCAUGCACUGAGAGUUUUAUUGUUAGUAUUCUGUACUUAGAAUCUUUUAGUAUGAAAACGAAAGAAUUAAGUAAGUCACAUGCAUCCACCAAAUUAUUUAAGUCAUUAACAAUGUGACUGCCAAAUCGAAAGUAUUCAAGAGUGUCAACAUUGUUCCCCUUAUAAUAUAAUAAAGUUAACAAUGGUUUAUCUAAAAGUAGAAGUUAUUGUGUUAACAGUGUUAUUUUCAUUAUAAUACUUUUGUUGUAAACAAGCUUGCAUUCAUCAACUGUCAUCACAUUAUGCAAUGGCCUAAAAUGAAUACUCAUGACUAACAAUAGUUGAGGAAUCGAAAUACUAUUUAUUCAGAACUGUAGUUUUAGUGGAAUUAUAUGAGUCAGUUAUUAUUAUUUCUUGUAAUGUAUAAGAAAUAUACAUUUAGAAAUUUGUGUUAUUUCUUUUAUGUAUAAAAAUGUAAUAAAUUUAUAUAUGCAAUAUUAUAGAAGUGUUCUUAUAAUAAGUUACGCAAAUUUAUAUGGUAGCAUUUUAUCUAUGAUUAUAAUAUAUUUAUAACUUUUACUAGCGGUUCCCCGCGACUUCGUCCGCGUAAUUGUAAUUGUUUUUCCUUACAAACUUUUAUCCGUUAUUCUACGUAAUAUACCUAGAAACCACCGCGCCGCAUCCCCCGCUCGCGCUAUUACUUAAUUUGCUCGAGUUUUAAGGAGCGCAGCGUGAUGGGAAAACAACCUUUAGUUCUUGAGUUGUAGUUCCAGAGAAUAGCGCGCCCGGACUAUAAACAAAAUCUUCAACUUUAUUAUUAGUAUAGAAAUAGGUUAUUAUUGAUUUACUUUAUUUGACUCAGGUGAUGUUUAAAGCCAUAUUUUAAGUUCAAUACAAAAUGUACAAUGGUGAUUGUCACCUAGAUGUAUUUUUAUAAUAUUUCAAGUAAUUUUAUUAUAUCUUCGUGAACAAGGUAAACAAAAGACAUGCAAUAACUUUCAAUGUAUAAAAUUAAUUUCAAAUUUAUUGUAAUGGACAAGUUAUAACGAGAUGGAUAUAAUUUUUUAUAAAAAAAAUAUAAUGCUUCAUUGAAA
This is a messenger RNA of Pararge aegeria (speckled wood butterfly), 9678 nucleotides long. RefSeq names its product DENN domain-containing protein Crag (gene Crag). The transcript has 35 exons. Gene Ontology annotation, molecular function: protein binding. The coding region runs from base 217 to 5109 and encodes 1630 amino acids. NCBI's taxonomy places the organism in Eukaryota, Metazoa, Arthropoda, Insecta, Lepidoptera, Nymphalidae. The record is from RefSeq and is a predicted model, not a curated record. Gene Ontology annotation, biological process: regulation of Rab protein signal transduction. Gene Ontology annotation, cellular component: cytoplasmic vesicle.